UUAAAUUCUCAUCAUAAAGUCUUAUAUCUUCCCUAGAGAAAAAUUACAAGUUUCUGAAAGAUUAAAAUACUAGUACUAGUACUAAUAAACAAAAAAAAAGUGCUAGGAAGUAACAAUCAUAAAGAGCCUCCACUCACAUUCCCAACUCCCAAUAAACCUAAAACAAGAAUCAUAACAUACCAUAUUCUAGUUUUCUACUAUAGAUAACUCUGAUAUUGCUAUGGUUUCCAUGUUAUAGAAACACCAUUUUUUUUACAAUGAGCAAAUCCAAAAUCCAAAGAAAGGUUACCAUUACAAAUCAUAUAAGCCAAAAAGAAAACCAAAAGCCACAAAAAACAGAAAAACAACCCUCUUGGGCAGUGGUAAGAGGUUUUUUGGCUUGUAAGAAUGUUCAAAUCCAACAACAGCAGCAGAAGGAAGCAAAACAGCAACAACAACCUCAACCUUUACCAGAACCAAAACAACCAAAGAAAAAACAAGAACAAAGGAAGCUGAAAGAAGAAAGAGUCUCAGAAGAUACCAACAAGAAAUGCAAGAAGAUGAAAUGUUCAGGUUCACUCUGCAACAACACUGGAAUGACAAUGGCAAAGCCAGAAACAACAACUUCAGCAACAACAACAAGAACAACUACAGAUAUUCACAAGAAAAAGGUUUCACUUGGUGGAUGCAAAAACAACUUGGCUUCUAGUUCAAGCAGAUCCAUGAAAGCUCCUUUGAAUGAACUCAACGGAAGAACUGUGUCGGCCUCUUCUUCGUCUUCGCUUUCAGCAGCAUCUUCUAACUCUUCAGGAGCUGGUUCUUUCAGGGGAAUGCAGUUUAGGAGACUCUCCGGUUGUUACGAGUGUCGAAUGGUUGUUGACCCUGUUCUUGGUUUCACUAGAGACUCUUCUCUAAGAAGUUCCAUUUGUUCUUGUCCUGAUUGUGGUGAGAUUAUGAAAACUGAAAGCCUUGAACUUCAUCAAGCUGUCAAACAUGCAGUUUCUGAGCUGGGUCCAGAAGAUACAAGCAAGAACAUAGUUGAAAUAAUAUUUCACUCAAGCUGGCUAAAGAAGCAAUCUCCCGUCUGUAAAAUCGACCGCAUCCUUAAAGUCCAGAACACACAGAAAACCAUAACCAAGUUCGAAGAGUACAGAGACUCAAUCAAAGCAAAAGCAACAAAUCUCUCAAAAAAACAUCCCCGCUGCAUAGCAGACGGAAACGAGUUACUAAGGUUUCACUGCACAACCUUUGUUUGUUCUUUAGGCCUAAACGGUUCCUCAAAUCUCUGCAACUCAACAUCACAAUGCAAUGUGUGCGGCAUAAUAAAACACGGGUUUAAGUUGAAUGGUGGCGAUGGGAUAUUGACGACAGCAACGAGUGGGAAAGCACACGACAAAGCUAGUAGUGUUUUGGAUGUUUCAGGUUGUGAGAGUGGUGAUGAGAAGAGGGCAAUGUUGGUUUGUAGGGUGAUAGCAGGAAGAGUGAAGAAGAACAUGGAAGGUGGUAGUAAUGUUAUGGAAGAGUAUGAUUCUGUUAGUGCUGGUGAUGCUGGGGCUUAUUCUAAUUUGGAUGAGUUGUAUGUGAAUAAUCCUCGAGCUAUUUUACCUUGCUUUGUUGUAAUCUACAGAGGCUUUUGAUAAUGUGUAUUGUUGGAUUAGGGGACGAAAUUUCUUUGCAAUGUCACUUGAUGGUGUUUUUAGUUCUUUUCUUAAUUAAUAGUGUCCUCUAGCUAAAUUUAGUUUAGUUCAGUGGUGUUUUUUAGGGGAAGUAGUAGAAUUGCAUUUAUGUAUGUAUUGGUGAUAUCACAUUAUCACUCCCACUAACAUCAAUGAAUAGACUUAAACUAGGAUUGUAUAUUUAAGGCGAUCAUUUACCUCAAAAUAAGCGUUAGUAUAUGAAAGCAGUAGCUGAAAGUUUUGUUUCCAUUCAAACAAUGGAUGGGUCAUA
Molecule: messenger RNA, 1926 nt
Organism: Medicago truncatula (barrel medic)
Lineage: Eukaryota; Viridiplantae; Streptophyta; Magnoliopsida; Fabales; Fabaceae
Exons: 2
Coding region: 258-1616 (452 amino acids)
Source: RefSeq, a predicted model, not a curated record